Molecule: messenger RNA, 1350 nt
Organism: Medicago truncatula (barrel medic)
Lineage: Eukaryota; Viridiplantae; Streptophyta; Magnoliopsida; Fabales; Fabaceae
Product: probable mannitol dehydrogenase
Exons: 5
Coding region: 103-1191 (362 amino acids)
Molecular function (GO): oxidoreductase activity, acting on the CH-OH group of donors, NAD or NADP as acceptor; zinc ion binding
Source: RefSeq, a predicted model, not a curated record
AUCUUAGUACUAAAAUAUUCCAUAACUUUAUACUAUUUUCUCAAUAAAUACUACAGAAGCUAAGUUUUGUACAAAUCAUUGAAAUAAUAACAAGGAUUUGAAAUGGCAACAGAAGCUAAAGUAUUCGAACAUCCUAAGAAGGCCUUUGGUUGGGCAGCUAGAGAUUCAUCUGGUGUUCUUUCCCCUUUCAAUUUCUCCAGAAGGGAAACAGGUGAGAAAGAUGUAGCAUUCAAGGUGUUGUAUUGUGGUAUAUGUCACACUGAUCUCCAUAUGAUGAAGAAUGAAUGGGGCAAUUCCAUCUAUCCAUUAGUUCCAGGGCAUGAACUUGCGGGUAUUGUAACAGAGGUUGGAAGCAAAGUAGAAAAGUUUAAAGUUGGAGACAAAGUAGGAGUGGGAUACAUGGUUGAUUCAUGUCGUUCAUGCGAAAAUUGUGCGGAAGAUCUUGAGAAUUACUGCCCCCAACAAACAGUUACAUGUGGUGCUAAGUAUCGUGAUGGCAGCGUCACAUAUGGAGGUUAUUCCGACUCAAUGGUUGCAGAUGAGCACUUUGUGAUUCGCAUUCCUGAUAGCUUACCUCUUGAUGUUGCCGGUCCUCUUCUUUGCGCUGGAGUCACAGUGUAUAGUCCUCUUCGUCAUUUUCAACUCGACAAGCCUGGUAUGAAUAUAGGCGUUGUUGGUCUUGGUGGACUUGGUCAUAUGGCUGUGAAAUUCGCCAAAGCUUUUGGUGCUAAUGUAACAGUAAUUAGUACAUCGCCUAGCAAAGAAAAGGAAGCGAUAGAACAUUUAGGAGCUGACUCGUUUCUAGUAAGCCGCGAUCCAGAUCAGAUGCAGGCUGCAAUGGGUACUUUGAAUGGUAUUAUCGACACUGUUUCGGCAAGUCAUCCUAUCUUACCAUUGAUUGGUUUAUUGAAAUCUAAUGGAAAACUUGUAAUGGUUGGUGGGGUGGCAAAGCCUCUAGAGCUUCCUGUAUUUUCUUUACUUGGAGGGAGAAAGUUAGUAGCUGGAAGUUUGAUUGGAGGGAUAAAGGAGACUCAAGAAAUGAUUGAUUUUGCGGCCGAACACAAUGUAACACCUGAUAUUGAGGUUGUUCCUAUUGAUUAUGUCAACACAGCAAUGGAGCGUCUCGAGAAAGCAGAUGUGAAAUAUCGAUUCGUUAUUGAUAUUGGAAAUACACUAAAACCAAGCCCUUAAACAUUGCAGGAUAUAUCUCACAGAAUGAUUCACAGCUUUAAUUGUAUCACUUGUCAAUAAUGUUUUGGAUUUCCCUCUUUAUUGUAUCUGUGUGAUGUAAUUUACAAGAGUAGAAAUAAUAAGUUUCGUAUGUUUUCUAAUAAAAAUCUAUGUCUUGUA